CCCGCCGCAGCCCCGCACGGCCACCGGCACCAUGAACCAGAUCGAGCCCGGCGUGCAGUACAACUAUGUGUACGACGAGGACGAGUACAUGAUCCAGGAGGAGGAGUGGGACCGCGACCUGCUCCUGGACCCGGCCUGGGAGAAGCAGCAGCGCAAGACCUUCACCGCCUGGUGCAACUCCCACCUGCGCAAAGCCGGCACCCAGAUUGAGAACAUCGAGGAGGACUUCCGGAAUGGCCUGAAGCUCAUGCUGCUGCUGGAGGUCAUCUCAGGUGAGAGGCUGCCCAAACCCGACCGGGGCAAAAUGCGCUUCCACAAGAUCGCCAACGUCAACAAAGCCCUGGACUACAUAGCCAGCAAGGGGGUGAAGCUGGUGUCCAUCGGGGCUGAAGAAAUCGUGGAUGGCAAUGUGAAGAUGACUCUCGGCAUGAUCUGGACCAUCAUCCUCCGCUUCGCCAUCCAGGACAUCUCCGUGGAAGAGACAUCUGCCAAAGAAGGGCUGCUGCUGUGGUGUCAGCGGAAGACGGCCCCUUACAGAAACGUGAACAUCCAGAACUUCCACACCAGCUGGAAGGACGGCCUGGGUCUCUGCGCCCUAAUCCACAGACACCGGCCGGACCUCAUCGACUACUCCAAGCUCAACAAGGAUGACCCCAUAGGAAACAUCAACCUGGCCAUGGAGAUCGCAGAGAAGCACUUGGACAUUCCCAAAAUGCUGGAUGCUGAAGACAUUGUGAAUACUCCCAAACCUGACGAAAGAGCCAUCAUGACUUACGUUUCCUGCUUCUACCAUGCUUUCGCGGGAGCGGAGCAGGCUGAGACAGCAGCUAACAGGAUAUGUAAGGUUCUUGCUGUGAAUCAAGAGAAUGAGAGGCUGAUGGAAGAAUACGAGAGGCUAGCAAGUGAGCUUCUGGAGUGGAUUCGGCGCACGAUCCCCUGGCUGGAGAACCGCACGCCAGAGAAGACGAUGCAGGCCAUGCAGAAGAAGCUGGAGGACUUCCGGGACUACCGGCGCAAGCACAAGCCACCCAAGGUGCAGGAGAAGUGCCAGCUGGAGAUCAACUUCAACACGCUGCAGACCAAGCUGCGCAUCAGCAACCGGCCGGCCUUCAUGCCCUCCGAGGGCAAGAUGGUGUCGGACAUCGCAGGUGCCUGGCAGAGGCUGGAGCAGGCUGAGAAGGGCUAUGAGGAGUGGCUGCUCAACGAGAUUCGGAGGCUGGAGCGCUUGGAACACCUGGCCGAGAAGUUCAGGCAGAAGGCCUCCACGCACGAGACCUGGGCUUAUGGCAAAGAGCAGAUCUUGCUGCAGAAGGACUACGAGUCAGCGUCGCUGACCGAGGUGCGGGCGCUACUGCGGAAGCACGAAGCCUUUGAGAGUGACCUGGCAGCCCAUCAGGACCGCGUGGAGCAGAUUGCCGCCAUUGCCCAGGAGCUCAAUGAGCUGGAUUACCAUGAUGCCGUGAACGUCAAUGACCGCUGCCAGAAGAUUUGCGACCAGUGGGACAGGCUGGGGACGCUCACGCAGAAGCGGAGGGAGGCCUUGGAGAGAACGGAGAAAUUGCUAGAAACCAUCGAUCAGCUGCACCUGGAGUUUGCUAAGAGAGCGGCUCCCUUCAACAAUUGGAUGGAGGGCGCGAUGGAGGACCUGCAGGACAUGUUCAUUGUCCACAGCAUCGAGGAGAUCCAGAGUCUCAUCACUGCCCAUGAGCAGUUCAAGGCCACGCUGCCCGAGGCGGAUGGCGAGCGGCAGUCCAUCAUGGCCAUACAGAAUGAGGUGGAGAAGGUCAUUCAGAGCUACAGCAUCAGGAUCAGCUCCAGCAACCCGUACAGCACCGUCACCAUGGACGAGCUCCGCAACAAGUGGGAGAAGGUGAAGCAGCUGGUGCCAGUCCGAGACCAGUCCCUGCAGGAGGAGCUAGCUCGCCAGCAUGCCAACGAGCGCCUGCGGCGCCAGUUCGCUGCCCAGGCCAACGCCAUUGGGCCUUGGAUCCAGAACAAGAUGGAGGAGAUCGCCAGGAGCUCCAUCCAGAUCACCGGGGCGCUGGAGGACCAGAUGAACCAGCUGAAGCAGUAUGAGCACAACAUCAUUAACUACAAGAACAACAUCGACAAGCUGGAGGGAGACCACCAGCUUAUCCAGGAGGCCCUGGUCUUCGACAAUAAGCACACCAACUACACCAUGGAGCACAUCCGUGUGGGGUGGGAGCUACUCCUCACCACCAUCGCCAGAACCAUCAACGAGGUGGAGACACAGAUCCUGACCAGGGACGCCAAGGGCAUCACCCAGGAGCAGAUGAACGAGUUCAGAGCCUCCUUCAACCACUUCGACAGGAGGAAGAACGGCCUGAUGGACCACGAGGACUUCAGAGCCUGCCUCAUCUCCAUGGGUUACGAUCUGGGUGAAGCUGAAUUUGCCCGCAUCAUGACCCUGGUUGACCCCAACGGACAAGGGACGGUCACCUUCCAAUCCUUCAUUGACUUCAUGACUAGAGAGACUGCGGACACAGACACCGCCGAGCAGGUCAUCGCCUCCUUCCGAAUCCUGGCUUCUGAUAAGCCUUAUAUCCUGGCGGAUGAGCUGCGUCGAGAGCUGCCUCCCGACCAGGCCCAGUACUGCAUUAAGAGGAUGCCAGCCUACUCUGGCCCAGGCAGCGUGCCUGGGGCCCUGGAUUACACGGCCUUCUCCUCUGCGCUGUAUGGGGAGAGUGAUCUGUAAUCCUUGUCCUGUCCCAACCAAUAAAAGCUGAAGUCAUGUUGGUUUCUGGAAAUGUUGCCAAGCUUUGCUGAGUUCAGAGAGGAAAAAGAUUCUGUAGCAGCUCAUUAUUUUAGUUUUUUUAUUUUUGUCAGAGCAGUCACAUGACCUAAACACAGUUCCCCUGGUGUCUGACGUGGUGUGCUUGAUAAACAGAUGCAGUCUUCAUUUCUGAUUUUUUUUCAGCUAAAUGGAAUGAAAUAUUAGAUUGGUUCAUUUCUUUGGGUAAACAGAGCAAAUUACUUGAAUACUAUGAAAUUAGGAAGAUUUAAGAACAGAAGAAAAGUGGAAAAUGUGAAAGAUCGCAAACACCCAAGAUUCAUAGGAGUGACUAGAAUCACAGCUUAAGGUUUGAUUUUUUUUUUUUUUAAUGAAAUAGUCUUCCUAUAUAAUAUGUAUGUGUGCUUUUGCCUAGGAGAAAUAUUUGGGAUUCUAGUGCUUUAUUUUCUUGGUUAUCCAAAGAUUAACUUGAUUCAUAUAUAAAUAUCACUGUGUCUCUUCGUGGACUUAAACAUUAAGAGGUGGACCUGCCAGGAAAAGAAACAGAACAAUCAAAAGAUCUUUAGUGAGUACAAAACAUUUAAGGCAAGCUAUCUCCCCCUAGCCCAGACUUGCCUCCAAUUCAUGAUCCUCCUGCCUCAGUUUCUCGAGAGUUGCUAUUACAGAUGUAUACCACUGUGUCUGGAUUUUAGUAAUUAACAUUUUUGAUGAGUUUGAGGCC
Dipodomys spectabilis (banner-tailed kangaroo rat) is the source of this 3473-nucleotide messenger RNA. It is a transcript of the gene Actn2, whose product is annotated as actinin alpha 2. Gene Ontology annotation, cellular component: Z disc; cell projection; plasma membrane. The transcript is spliced from 21 exons. Gene Ontology annotation, molecular function: calcium ion binding; actin filament binding. Lineage: Eukaryota; Metazoa; Chordata; Mammalia; Rodentia; Heteromyidae. The coding region runs from base 32 to 2716 and encodes 894 amino acids. The record is from RefSeq and is a predicted model, not a curated record. Gene Ontology annotation, biological process: actin cytoskeleton organization; muscle cell development.